AUGAUGGCGGCAGCGGGAUGCGGAUCAGCAACCGCGGCUGCCGUAGGAAGCGCAGGCGGUGUGGGUGCGGCGCGGGGUCGCUUUCCGGCUCGGCCUUGGUCGUCGCGCAGCCGUUUGCGCUCGGAGAAGCGAUGGCAGCUUGGUCGCUCCGGAACAGAGCAAGACGAAAUUUCCAACGGAGGCCCGAGGCCCACCUGCCUGGUCUUUGCGUGUAACGAGGACCAGUCUCACUUGCGCUUACUCGGGAUAGAGGCAAGCUACAGGAGCCUCGGGGAAGCGGGCUACAGCUCGAGUGGAAGUGAAGAGGGAGCUGAAUUCAGAGGCUUUGAAGCUGAAAAUGAUUGCAGCAGUGUUCCUGAGCAAUUGAGACGGAAUCCUCCCAAACGGAAUCGUGCGUCAACAAAAUCAAAGAGGAUACGUCGGAGACCAGUUCCUGCAACAGCCACAGUUGUAGAGAGUGACCAGACACUUCAGAAUGAGUUAGGAUCUACACAAGAAGCAUUCAGUAAUGAGGCUUGUAUUGCUAUGUUAUUGGACAACAGUGGUACUAGCUCAGAUAAGCUCUCAAGACCCAGACGAAAAAGAGGCUCUGCAAAAGAGGAGAUGCCAUCAACUCCAAGGAUCACCAUCAAGUUGAUGACUAAAAAGAGAGUGAAGUUGGCCGCAUCAUUACAGCAGAAACCAGAAAGAAAACAAAAGGGAGGGAAAAUCCUAUCUGAAGCGGAGGAAGCCCAGUGUGCCAUAGUGUCUUGUGCGCAUGUAAAAUUAAAGAAAGAUAGCCAGGCUACAGAUAGUACUUCAGGUGAGGUGAAGGAAGAGAUUAAUACAAGAAGACGGGGAAGGUCUGCCGACAAAAAAAUAGCAACCACCCCUAAGGGUGGGGCUGAAACAGAGGCUGAUGACCAAAAACCAGAGGAGAAGUUGAGGAAGUCUGCCCGAAGGUCUCAAGCUACAUCAUCUAGUGUUGCUCUAGAGCCAAAAAGUGAUGUAAAGAAAGCAGAACCAACCGACAGUGUGUCUAAAGAGAAUGCUGAAGUUCGCAAGCUGGUGAUACGGAGACGGCACAGAACAGAUUCAAGUCACACUCCAGAAUCGGGGGACUAUAAUAAUGAGGCCACCUUAGCGGAGUCAUUAUUGGAGGUGUCUGCAAUUGAGGAAUCUAAUUCACUUUCCAGGAAGAAAAAGGAAAAAAGAAAGAAGAGGAGUCGUAAAGAGAAGGUUACAGAAAAGGUUGGCGAUACCCAUGAUGUUUUGUCUGAGCAGCCAUCUGGUGACUCUCCUGAGAUGCAGUCCAUUGAGAAAGAGUUUGUAGGAAUUCCAGGUUUAAAGCUAACAAGAAUACGGAACCCAAAAGCCAGGUCACGUAAAAAACGCAGUAAAUUUGUUUGGACCUUAACACUGGUUAAGUGCAAAAACAGAAAUAUAUGUCCACAAAACCAAGAAAAUGUCAGCAAAGCACCAGAAGGCCUUAGCAAAGAUCCUGGACAGCUGUCAAAAUCUGCGGAGAGAUUAGAUGAAUCUACACUAGGCACACCUAAAACUUCAGAAAUUAACACUCCACAGGAGUCAGAAAAUAAAGAACACACUGUUAAUGUUGAUGCAGAGACCAUCUUAGUUCCGGACAACAUUAAAAAAGAUGAGGAGACCUCGAUGAAGUUUGUUGAGGAGACUUCAAAUGGUGAGGAGUCGUCUGUUAGAUCUGAAGUUGAAAAACAUCCUGAGGAGGCCACACAGACAGAUUCAGGUGAUCUGAUCGAGAAAGCUUUCAUUCCUCCACUUCAGAUCAAAGUUGUUUCCUCACCAGGAAAACACAACAGUUUAAAGCAGUCAUUUUUAAUACAGCAAGUCACAAAGGCACCUGGUCUGAAAAAACUUUCUGCGGAACCUGAUCAAUCCUCAGCAACAAAUGAUCUGCUGAUUCCCAAGGUAAGGCACAGAUUGAGUCUAAACACUGCCCGAAAAAAGCGCGCAAGGCAUAAGCCUUGGACAGUUUACAAGCGUAAAUCAAAAAGUACUUCUGAUGAUAACUCUCAUUCUGAAAUCAAUGCUGAAAUGAAAAUUGCAGCCACUGAAACUGAAACCAAGUCAGAGGAAUUCCCAUCCUAUGAGCAGUCGGAACCGGAGGAAUUGCUAACAUCGUGUGAAAAAUCUAAACCAAGGAAGUGUUCUGGUGAAGCUGGUCUCACAAGAAGAAGAAGAAGAAGAAGAAGAUCUGCUAUGAGAUUUGAAACACCUCUGCCUGAGCCAGCAGAACCCACAAGCAUCAACUGUGCUACAACACAACCUCUUUCUGUGACAGAAAUACAACCAGAGAUUAAGACUGAGGAGACACCAUCAGUUGAGGAUGCUGAAAUCUUGGUUUUAGAGCCUCCAAUAUCUGAUCAAGCACUGCCUUCUCAUAAUGUUCGACGAUUUUUCAAAGGGAAAAAAAGGCGUAGAGCUUUAAUAGGACAGCGAGUUAAGACUCACAAACAAAAGUUGCCACCAAGGCCCUUGACAGCAGGUGAUGCUUCCUCACCCGGAGCUUUCUCUGUGUUAUGUAUGCCAACUAGUUUUAACCGUGCUGAUUCAAAGUACAAGCGGAGGCAGAUUUAUCCUGGUCUUUCUCAGUCAUUAGAAGGCAAAAGAAGGAGGGUGAAGUUUUUAGCUGGACAAGUGGAACAAGACCUUGUGGUUCAGAGUUUCGAUCAGGAUGAAAAGGUCUCUAUGAAUGAAAAAACUGAUUUAGAUUCAGUUGAUGUAGUGCCAGGAAAAACAAAGUUUCUUAAAAAUAUAAAGCAUUUUAUAAUGCCUGUUGUUAGUGCUCGGUCCUCUCGUGUGAUCAAAACACCAAAAAGGUUUAUGGAUGAUGCCGACAUGUCAGAUUUGCCACGGAGGAAUUCACAGAAGAAAGGGCACCAGCUGGGAUUGCAUCCAAAGUCAAAGAAACGAGAUAAUGGUGACAGAAUUGAGCCUGGCUCCCUUCCUGUGCAGGAUGAAGAGGAUCUUCUCACUGAAGCUCAGUUAGAUCUUGAUUUGUCUUCUGAAGAAUCUAAGCCUGAGCAAAUAGAUGAGACAGAGAGCUUAGGUGGAGAAAAGUUCCCAGGCAAGAGGCGAUCACUGCUCAGAGACCCAAGUUUCAAUUGGCAAGUACUCGAACCUGCAGGGGCAGAUGUGUACAACUUUGACCAGGACAUUGAAAAAGAGUUUGGAGCUCUGUUGUCUUCCAAAGACUUCUCAUUUGAUUCAGUAAUUGAUCCUCCACAGCAGAAGAAAAAGACAACAAAAUUCAAAAAGCAAUCAUCAAAUCUGAGGAUAUAUAAGAAGCUGAAAGAUAAACUAAACUAUGCCCCCAGAAGACGGCGAAAAAAGGUUCCAGGAGGUGAAAUGGGAAAGAAUGUUUUACACCUUGCAGAAGCGCAAAAGGGGCAGUUGGAGGGAGAAGCCAGCUUAAUUCAGCCUCUCUCUAACAUUAAGAAAGAAAAAGCUAAGCUGAAGAUUGAGGAUCUUGACACCCCAGGGGUUGUUCGUAAAGUGUCCAUCUGCGUUCGCGCUCUCAGCUCCAAGUUACUGACAAAACAGCAGGAAGAACAGGUGGAGGAUAUGCCAGAUGAAUUCUCUAUCCAUACAGACAUUUCACUUCCCAACAAAUCUAUGGACAUAGAGAGAAUGCUUAGAGCUGAAUCAAGAGACCAGAAAACAGGAGGUCCGGAUCAGAAGAUUACAGGGGAUGCCAUUGACUCAGGGGAGAGAAGUGCCACUCAGCGUCCCCAUCUCACAGGUGCCAACAAGCGCAUGUUCAACCUUCUCAAGAAAGCCAAGGUUCAGCUCAUCAAGAUUGAUCAACAGAAACAGCUCAAGUCAUCAGGGCUCCUCUCAGAAGGCGGAAUCGCAGCUACGAAGAGACGGCGGAGGAAACUGAAGGAGCGUCCCCAGAGUGCGUGCCCCAGCAAGACUGAGGCCACUGUUGAACAGGAGCCUAGCAGAGGGGGGCCGCGCAUCAAGCACGUAUGCAGAGCGGCGGCUGUGGUCCUGGGGCAGCCUCGGGCCACGGUCCCAGAUGACAUCCCCAGGCUCAGUGCUCUACCACUGCAUGAGCGUUCUGGCAUAUCGCCAUCACCUGCUGCCAAGGAUGUGGAAUCACACUCUGACCCAGACAGCCCAGUUCUGCAAGAGCAGAGGACACCCAGAUUUCGCAGAGGGGGUAGAGCCAAUUUAUUUGGGAUCCGGUCUCGGAGGUGUGGGGAAUGUAAGGGCUGCCUUCAUGAAGAGGACUGCGGCAAGUGCAUCAAUUGCCUCGACAAGCCUAAGUUUGGUGGGCCCAACACCAAGAGACAGUGCUGUGUGUACAAAAGGUGUGAUCAGAUUGAAGAAAGGAAGGCCAUGAGACUCAGUGGCAAGCUCUAUAAAGGGCACAUGAAAAGGCGACGCUGGUCAUUCAGCGCUGGGCAGUCGAGUAACGAAGAGGGGGAGGGGCAGGAGGGGCCCGACCGCUCCUCACCCACCUCUAUGGGUGAUAGCCAGAGCCCAUCUUUGCGGAAGCAGCCCCGACGUCACGUUAAACCGCGCUCCUAUUGUGAUUUGCUGGAUUACGACUCGGACCUUGAUUGCAACCGAACGCCUCACUCCACCUCCCCAGCUCGGAGGAGAGCUCCUGGUCCUCGCAAUGCAGACUUCGUGUCCCUGGAUGACUUCCUUGGAGAUGGUCUUGAAGAAGGUAUACGACACCGUAGGCCUGGAUUCCACAGGGUUCCACCCAUCAGACGGAAAGCCGAGAAGAGCCCGCAGGAGGAAACCCCACCCAGUGUCCUGGCAGCCUUGGCUAAUGGCUUUGCCCAGAGAGAGAAUGAGCCCUCUGAGCCCACAUACAAGAUCCGGGUUGAUUUUAAAGAGGACUGUAGCCUACAAAGUGUGUGGUCUGCAGGAGGCAUGAGCGUUCUGGCCUCUGUGCCUCUCAUGCCUCAGUGUGUGUGCUUGCUCUGUGCCAGUAAAGGACAACAUGAGAUGCUGUUCUGUCAAGUGUGUUGUGAGCCUUUCCAUCACUUCUGCUUGGAGCCAUCAGAGCGCCCUCAGGAGGAGAAUAAGGAGAACUGGUGCUGUCGUCGCUGCAGAUUCUGCCGUGUGUGUGGUCGCAAGAACAAGCCCUCCAAACCCCUGCUUGAAUGUGAGCGAUGUCAGAACAGUUAUCACCCCGCCUGUCUUGGCCCCAACUACCCCAAACCCAACAAGCGCAAGAGGGCGUGGGUGUGUAUGACAUGCAUCAGAUGCAAGAGCUGUGGCGUGACCCCGGGAAAAAGCUGGGACACGGAAUGGAACCACGAUAAGGGCUUCUGCCCUGACUGCACCAGGCUCUAUGACAAGGGCAAUUACUGCACAAUGUGCUUCAAGUGCUAUGAGGACAACGACUAUGAGAGUCAAAUGAUGCAGUGUUCGACGUGUAACCACUGGGUCCAUGCCAAGUGUGAAGGGCUGACGGAUGAUCUGUAUGAGAUCCUUUCGAGCUUGCCUGAGAGUGUGGUGUACUCAUGCCAGCCCUGCACUCGAGUGCAGCCUUGCGGAGGCCAGGGGAGCGAGGAGACGGGAGGGUGGAGGGAGCUCCUGCUCUUGGAGCUUAGGGCUGGUGUAGAGAAGGUGCUCGCCUGCCUCCUCAGCUCCACUCUCACUCAGCAUCUGGUGACCUGCAAGGAGUGUGCAAUGCUUGAUGAUACUGAUGGUGGAGAUGAUGGAGAGGAUGGGCUGCACGUUUGUGAUUUUCGUGCUGUGGGAAAAAAGUUUGACAAAGGCCUUUAUACAACACUGAAAGCUUUCCAUGAAGAUGUAGUAAAAGUGAUUCGCAGAAAGCUGGAGGAAGAGGAAGCCCUCCCAGAGCCCCAGAGACCAACAGCUCUUGCUCGCUCUUAUUAUUUGAAGCUGAUGGAGGAGGUUUUCAGCUGGUUCAACAGUCAAGAUGCUAAAGUCUGGGAUCCACCUUCCAAACACUUGCCACCUGGGAUGCUCUCUCAUGCUGUGGUGCCCCCCACAAAUGAGCAUAUAUAUGCACAGUGGCAGGAGCGAGAAGAGAAGAACAGGCCAGUGACCAGUGGCAAGCAAUCAUUAGGAGGGUACUCUGAGGUCAAAGGGGAAGAUGGGACAGAUCUCUCGACCCCUCUGUCCCACAAGCCUCUCAGCAGCCAAUACAGUCACUUGAGGAGUAUAAGGAUCAAGCUAAAAGGGAAAAAAGGACGACCAUCUAAAGCUGAUCUGGACACCGGAUGGUCGAAAGAGGAUGAGCGGCAGUGUGCUUUGUGUCAGAAGUACGGAGAUGCAAAACCCAGUGAGGCAGGUCGACUACUUUACCUUGGCCAGAAUGAAUGGGCUCACGUCAACUGUUCCAUGUGGUCAGCAGAGGUGUUCGAAGAGGAUAAUGGCUGCCUGAUGCAUGUGCAUAGUGCUGUUGCAAGGGGUCGUCUUAUGCGCUGUGAAAGAUGUAACCAGACUGGGGCAACAGUGGGCUGCUGCCUCACAUCAUGCCAGAGCAACUACCACUUCAUGUGCGCACGUUCCCGUAACUGUGUCUUCCAGGAUGAUAAGAGAGUCUUCUGUUACAAGCAUCGUGACCUCAUCAGUGGAAAAAUUAUUACUGGACAAGGGUUUGAAGUUCUUCGGAGGGUCUUUGUGGACUUUGAGGGUAUUAGCCUUCGCCGGAAGUUUUUGACUGGAUUGGAACCAGAAUAUAUUAAUAUGAUGAUUGGCUCUCUUCAGGUCAAGAAACUCGGCAAGUUGAAUGAGUUAUCCGCUAGUCUAGGAAAACUUUUCCCUGUGGGUUAUGAAUGUUCACGCUGGUACUGGAGCACUGUAAAUCCAUGUCGGCGCUGCAAGUACACUUGCCGAGUCAUGGAGGUACGACCACCGGUUCAGGAAAAACCAGUGGAAGAAUUACCCGACCAGGGCGACAAUCGCACAAUUGCCCACAGCCCAUGCCCCCAGUCAGAACUUGAUGAUAUACAGGGCGCCAUGACACCAGCAAAUCCCAGUUCAGUAACCCCCUUUGCUAAGCCAGAGGUCAGCAGUCGACCCAAAAUCUCUACCUACCCUCAGAAUAGAAGACCAGCUGGAGGACUGUCUAGACCACUACCAUCUCCAGGAGCUGCCCCUUCCAAGUCCCAUCACAUUUUGACCAUUAGUGAUCUAGACGAAACUCGCAGACCACGGAGGCACAGCCCACACUCACAGAAUACUGGGAUUCGUGGACACAUAACCUGCCCUACCUUGGGAUCUUCCACUGGCUCCAUUAGCCUUCGAGCUGGAGUCUCCCACCACUCUAAAUCCACCCAGCCUACCUCCCCAGUUUUCCCCCUUGGUGCUACUGAAAACCUGUUAACCUCCUCAUCAGCCCGGCCCGUGGGUCGAAGUGCUUCCUCUGCCCGGGGUUCCGGAUUACUAGUACCCCAUUCUACCUCAGGACUGUUUCCACAGCCCACAUGGCAAGGUGGCAUUGGCAGCACCCCUUCCUCUAACCGAUCUCUGUCCUCACCUACAAGACCGAGGCUGCCUUUUGAGCUUAAUCAGUUAGACUCGGCAGAACUGCCACAUAAUUUCAUGGCAUCUCCGCAAGAAUUUCCUGCAGAAAAUGGAACAUCACCCUUAGGAGACACUGUGGACUCACAGAGGGGUAGUCACCUGGUCACUGAUAAGGACUUCCCAUAUAACCCUUUCCACCUAGGACCAGAUCUGACUGAGGUAUCAGAACUGAAAACUGAGCUUGAGAUUGAGGAAGCGGUACUCAAUGAGGGAGUGGUCAUGAACUGUAGUGAGCAGAUUGUUGUUGAAGGUGAAGAAAACCAAGAGGAGUUUUGGGACAGGGAGGCAGAUGAUAUCAAGGAAAAGGUAUCAGCCAGACGAUUACCUUGUGCUACGGACCCCUGUAUAGAGGAUUGGGUAAACAGUUCUUCUGAUGAUGAGGAUAUGGGAAAUUAUUUUGACUUUUCCCGCACAAUAGUUGCAUGCAAGACGCCAAGAGAUCCAUCACACACUUCUUCAUCUGUAAGAUCAAUUUCACAGUUGGAUGGUAUCGAUGAUGGGACUGAGAGUGAUGCAAGUGUCACCAGCAGUAAUACUCAGAAUUUGAAGAACCCAGGUCAGGUUCAAAAACCACCCCAGUCUCUUGAUGUUCAGCAUCACAAACAGUGGACCAGUAAUGGGCUAUGUGUGGACUUGCCAAGUCCCGUCUUUCAUUCUUCAUCGAUUAGUAGUCAAACGCAACCUCCAGCCAAACCUUUUGGGUCGCUAUCUUUUGUUGGCACUGCUGAUAAAAGCUCCCCUAGUGAAACUCUUUCUAAUGAAAUCCCACAUCAGACUAAGGACACUGUUGAAUUAACUGUAUCCACAUCCUCCUCAAAUUACAGGAAAACAGGGUUCCAGGACACAUACCAGAGCACCAAUUUUGUCAGUCAGAACUUUCAGUCAGGUUCCCUGACAACCCCCCAAGAGACAAGUUUUGUUGUGCCAAAGGAGACAGAUACAACAUAUUCCACUUUCACCGAUGGCUUUCAAGCACCUGGUUUAGUUAUAGACUCUGGGAUACCCUUAGUUCUGGAGAGAUGUGACCCUCCCUCGCCCAAUGCCUGUUUUACAGAGUUGGUUCCAGUCCGGGAAGAUACUCAAGGUGACGCACAGGAAUCCGAAGACUCAAAGGAAAUCUACUUGGAUCAUAAUAGUGGGCACUUUGUUUCUUCUGCAGAUGGCUCCAUGAUUUACCCAAAUAGCUGUGUGACAGAAGCCACUGUCACAGAUCCAAUAAAUGGAGGCCAAACUCAAGUGCCAGAUGUGAAGCACCCAACUUCUACAGUCUCUACAGAAACGACCAGGUUUACAUCCUCAGUUCAGUCUUUGCAAACCACUCUGUCCUUGCAGCCUUCCUUUGUGUCAUUUUCAAAUUCUGCACCUUCUCCAAAUAUUUCUUUUUACCCUGUUCAAACCCCUGAAGGAAAAACAGUCCUCCCACCAAUGGAAAGCUUUAGAACCAAGUUGCUUUUACCUUCAGACAUAAGUCAGAAAGCUCCUUCAGCCCCUAGUGGAGUAAUGCCUUAUGUGCCUGCUGACUUGUCUCCCCAGCCAGAGUCAUUGCUUCCUGCACCAUCAGGCGCUGGAAUUCCUAUUGCAUCUCUUGGGCCAGUUUCAGGAACAUUGUCUGCUCCUGUGUACCCUACUUACGCGCAAUCUGUAGGCUCAGCAACAGUUACUGUAGUCCCCUCUGCAGCAUCCCAGCCUGCUCAGUGCCAGUCAGUGCCCUCUGUUAUUCAACCAACCUCUGGCCCUGUUGUUGUUAAUGGCUAUAGUUCAAUGCCUAUGCAAAGGGAAGCCACCCCAGGACGUACAAUUUCCAUAAACUUUUCAACUCCAAGACCAAUGCUUGAGCCUCAACAGCAGGUAGCUCAACCAUUACCAGGUCAUGCAAUUCUCACUGUGAAGGAGGUUGGGGGACCCAAUGUGGAUCCUACACCUCAUGUUUUACUUGUUAAUCGUCUUGGCCAAAUCUUUGUCAAAAACCCCGAAAGCAACACCUUCCAGCUGCCCACUCCCAACUCACCCUCCUACAACUGUGUUACACAGAUUGCCAACCUUCUGCAAAGUAAUGCUCUUUCUGCUACCCUGGCAGCAGCAGGCAACUUGCCCAUUGUUUCUGGAGCUGCCAUCCCAGCCCAAGUUUCCAGAAUGGUGACACCUGUGAUUCAGAAUUCCAAUACUAUCACCCAGCUCCUCACUGCUAAUAGCAAUGGAACAGCAGCCCCAAAGGAUAUUAAAAAGUCAAGGCGAAAUGCAAAAUCAUCUGCUGAUGGCACUGUACCAGGAAUGAAGAAGCCACGGAAAAAGAAGGAACCCUUGACGCCUUGGAAAUUGAAGUCUAGUACGGUGCCCAUUUCAUCUGGCAAGCCAGCAGACAAUCAUGCAGAGAGUGCUCAAGCCAUUAUCAACCAAGCUAUGGCCAGCUAUUAUGAUCCCAAUCGAAGUGGUGCCCGAAUUCUGAGCCCUUCCUCCCCUCAUAAUCCCAGUGUUGUAGGCAGAGCUCAGUCACUGAAUUCUGUAGUUCUACCUCCAGGCCUCCUCAUUGAACCAGAGUCCACAACCUCACCACCAGCUACCCCACAGUCAGUAUCUUCUAGACCAAAGCAAGUUCGAAUGAAGAGGGUGUCAUCUCUUUCUGACCGCAUUGCCACCAAGAAGUCAAAAUCUGACUUUUUAGAGCCAGAGGUGUCCAGUGGUCCAGAGGAUCAACGCAAAUUAAGUUCAGCUGCUAGCAGAUGUGGGGGAGUUCGCAUCAAAACUCCAACUGUUAAAGGGAUCCUAGACUUGGAUAAGCUCAAUGAGGAGCGAAGUAGUGACUCUGAGAAUGCAAGGCCAGGGCCCUGGGAUAAUUACUCAGUGUCCCGAGGUGUUGAUAGCAGUAAACCACAGGCCUGGGACACUACAGGGCGCAGUUCACUGUCUGACUGGAACAAGUACUCAGGGAUGAUGUCAUGCUCGGAUGAUGAAAUGCCUCCCUCAGAUGGUGAAGACUAUUUUCCACUUAGAGGAGACCAGCCCCACCUACGCUUUGAGAUCUCCAGUGAUGAUGGCUUCAGUGUAGAGUCAGACAGCAUUGAGGUGGCCUGGAGGGCAGUGACGGAUGGGGUACAGGAGGCCCGGGCGGCUGCCAGGCUGCGGCAGCUCUCGUUCACUGGUAUAACCGGUACGCGUAUGAUGGGGUUGUUGCACGAUGCUGUGGUGUACCUAGUGGAACAGCUCCAGGGGGCAAAGUGUUGCCAGCGUCACACUUUCCGCUUCCAUAAGCAGGCCAGCCAAGAGGAGGACCUGCCCAUUAACCCUAGUGGUUGUGCUCGCUCUGAGAUUUACUUGAGGAAGUCUACCUUCGACAUGUUCAACUUCCUAGCUUCCCAGCACAGACAGCUUCCUGACACUGACCUGUAUGAUGAAGAGGAGGAUGAAGUUCUUCUAAAAUCCAGCAGACGAGCCACAAGUUUGGAACUUCCAAUGGCAAUGCGCUUCAGACACCUAGAAAGGACAUCAAAAGAAGCUGUUGGUGUUUAUAGGUCUGCCAUUCAUGGACGAGGGCUGUUCUGCAAGAGAAACAUUGAAGCAGGUGAAAUGGUCAUCGAGUACUCUGGCAUAGUCAUUCGCUCUGUUCUGACAGACAAACGAGAGAAAUAUUAUGAUGGAAAGGGCAUUGGCUGCUACAUGUUUCGAAUUGACGACUUUGAAGUGGUGGACGCGACCAUGCAUGGCAAUGCAGCACGUUUCAUCAACCACUCGUGCGAGCCCAACUGCUACUCACGGGUGAUCAACGUGGAGGGCCAGAAGCAUAUCGUAAUUUUUGCGCUGCGCAAGAUUUACCGUGGGGAGGAGCUCACCUAUGACUACAAAUUCCCCAUCGAGGACGCCAGCAACAAGCUCAGCUGUAACUGUGGAGCCAGGCGGUGUCGACGUUUCUUAAACUGAGAGGAAAUCGCAGAGGAGUAUGGGGGCGGAUGCAAGGGUGACGAGUACACAGGCAAUAAAAUGGAGGUGGUCAUUAAAGGCAGCAGAGAUUCCCCGCAGAGACACUUUAAGGUGGGGUCUUUGCUAAAAAGUGCUGCAGGUUACCAGAAAGCUGCUGGGAUGAUCCAGGGAUAGCCAUGGUGCUGUCUAAACAGGGCACGAGCAUGUCAGCAGGAAUAGGGGAUGUCGCAGCACCCAGCUACCCAUCCACUGUAAUGUACGGUUCCUCAUCAGAGCAUGCCAGGGUGUAUUGCACAAUCAUAAUGUGCAUGGAACAGCAAAUGUGGUCACAGUUUCUGAGAGAACAAUUGAUUUCCUGUGUGAUUAUAAUGUAUUUCUCUUUAAAGGUUGUGCUUAGGCAUGCCUUCAUGUUCUGACCCCUUCUCUACUCCCACGUAGCAUUUAAGGCCAUAUCAUAAAGUAGGGACUUGGUGAAAGUGGCCAUCUCUUCUAUUACUAAUAAUCUCAAAUUGCACAUCCAGACAAUACAAAUUUGGCAUUGAGCCAGUUUAAGCAUUCUAUUUCUGUGUUGAAAUUAAAACCUACUCUCUUUGGGGUUGUGCAGAAAGAGCCGAUAUCUCUUGUCUGAUAAAACUUUCAAAGGGUCUGUGCAUCUUUAAACACGCUGCAACUGCACUCAGUAAAAUAGUGUCAGUACCAGCAGAUGGACCACUAAAGUGUUGGACUCUCGAGCUCUUCAAAGAGACUUCUGCAGCCCGUAACCUGUUUAAAUAUACUCCAAUACUGCAAAAGUGCAAAUUGAUGUAGUUUUGUGGCAGUGAGAAUAUUCUGUAAUGAAUAUAUAACUAAUCAAGAUAUAAACACACACUGAGAUGUUUGUGUGAUACUCAUGCUAUAACAUAGAAUAGAAUAGAUGUUUAGGAGAAAAAAAGGCUUUAUACUGCUCAGGAAGAUGCUGUGAACCCCUGCAAUACACCAUGUUGAUCCAUUCCGUUCAGAAAGCAUUCAGCAAGACAUUUUCCAUGGAACGCAUUGAAUCAGCCUGUAAAGUCUUUUAAGGCCUCUUUGAGAAGCCAUUGGUGUAAUUGUUUGUUAGAAACUCUUUAUGAAAGGCCUUGGGGUUUUUUUUUGUUUUGUUUUGUUUUGUUUUUUUUAUCUUUCCCCAUUUGUUUCCAAUUCAUGAGAUGACUGAACUUUUCUCUUGUGGAAAUAUUUGUCUCCCAUCUUGGGGCCCUGCUGCUGUAUAAUGCCAGCUAAACAUUUCUACCCAUAUUUACCCUUUCUCUUUGGUCUUCAUGGUGCUAGAUGUAACAAAUUAUUGGGGGGGAAAAUCAAUCAUUUCAUUAGUCUUUCAUUCCUUGCAGUGUAAGAAACGUCGUUAUUUGUGAAUUACAUAUGUACUUGACGGUUAAUGGGUAGAGAGCCCUGUAAUGUUUUGCAUUUUUUGCAAGCAAAUUCAGGUAUGGAGAAAGAAAAAUACCUUUUUUUUUUCUCUGCUAUAAUAUCAGACACUACUUGAGCUCAGUUCACUUUGCAUCUCCGCUUUUACAUAUUUUGACAGGUUUGGAUGACUUUUUUUUUUUUUUUUUUUUCCCCUAAUUUCUCCGUGCUGUGGUUGCACGUAUUAUGUACCGCUCUUAGAGAUUCUGACCCCUUACAAUCGCCCAAGAAAAAUCUUUUCCAACCACAGGUUUUAAGAGGCAAAGUUUAUUGCUAGGACAAAUUCUGCUAAAUGCAUCUUGGCCACAAAUGACGGAUCUUUACCUUUCAGCCAUCAGCCACCUAGCACUCAGCACCUUGAUGUCCCUUUAUAUUAGGACAUACGACAGCUCUGUUGCUUUCCAUCAUGAGGAAAAACAGAUAAACUGAUGCCAUUGUGUGUGUCUCGGACAUUGCUCAAGCUUUAUGGCUGUCAUAUUUAUUCCUGUUUGUAUUUAGAUUAUGGGAGUGUUUGUGCUUUCUACGCGGCCAAGGUCUCGUCAGAUCUUUCUUUUGUUUACAUCGUUCCCUCUUUCUCUCAUCUUUUUGACUUGAACAUUCAUUGAGGGUGAGUUCUUGCAGUGCAGCCUAUUUUAAGGUGGUGUGUUGAACCCGAUAUCCCUUUUUAUUAUGCUUUUAGUUCUUGUUUUAACUUGUAAACUGUGGCCACAUUAAACUCUUUUUCAUGACUAACUGCAAGUAAUUGCUUUCAGCGCUUGCUGGAAUACUAGCUAGUAUAUAAUAAACCUUUAUAAAGGAGCAGCAAUGGAGAGGGAAGCCUACACGCUGAUGUAUGAUAGCCCUCUUAGCCAAUCUGUGUGGUCAGUCCCUUUCCACUUUUUUUUUUUUUUUUUUUUUUUGGACGUCUAGAUCAUGAAACGAGCUGAUUUCAUCCUCCCCCCCCCCCUGAACUUGCAAGGAUUCUACCUCAGGCUGUUCAGAAUGACUGUCAAAGAAUACUAAUGCAAAUCCUAGAAGAAAAUACAAUAUUGCUUGGUCUUAAACGUCCUGAAUAGUUGGCCUGUGUGCAAUGAAGGAUACA
This is a messenger RNA of Electrophorus electricus (electric eel), 13975 nucleotides long. NCBI's taxonomy places the organism in Eukaryota, Metazoa, Chordata, Actinopteri, Gymnotiformes, Gymnotidae. The record is from RefSeq and is a predicted model, not a curated record.